CGCACAUUCUUCCGCCAUUUGGAGGAAAACAAAGUAGUUCCUCCUUCCCAGCAUGGGUUCAUUAAGGAAAAUCUGUUAUCACCAACUUAUUGGAGUCACUCAAUGAUUGGACAAACGCAUUGGACAACAAAAAGUCCGUUGAUGUCAGUCACAAUAAGCUGUUGCACAAACUCAGAAAAACUAGGACUUCAUGAAAAAGUGUUCAGCUGGAUUAAGGAGUUUCUAAUACGUAUAAACACUUCAUACUCUGAUGUCUUUUGUAUCCAUAGUGGAAUUCCUCAAGGUGGGGUCCUGUCUCCCAUACUCUUUACUAUUUUCUCUGCUGAUUUGGCCUUCAUCAGUUAUAAUGACGAAGUUACUGCCAAACAAUACGCUGACGAUCCUCAAAUUCUACAAAGUAAUAAUUCUCCACAAGACUCAGUCUCAUUACAGAAUUCUAUUAAUAUGCUUGUACAGUGGUCUGAAGAUUGGCAGUGGUCCUCUCUCCUCUACCAAAACUUUUCACAUGCGUAU
Molecule: messenger RNA, 513 nt
Organism: Ostertagia ostertagi
Lineage: Eukaryota; Metazoa; Nematoda; Chromadorea; Rhabditida; Trichostrongylidae
Source: the annotation of a GenBank genome assembly